UGUGAUAAUGUAUUAGGCGUACUUACUACACAAAUGUCAUUCCUACAGAUAUAAACGUUAACGAAACUAACCAAAUGUGUAGACAUAGCCUUAUCCGCUAGUUAGCCUAUUUUUUUUAUUACAGCAACAAACAUAUUGUUUCACUCGUCGACGUAGGCUAUUUUUAUCAUGUUGAACGUGAAAGCAAAUGCAACUGUCUUGCAUAAAAACGAUCUAAGAACGAACUAACUCAAGUAACACCCAUAACAGACCACCCACAUACUGAGAAGGGGGACCCGCCAGCAAGGACAGAGAAGACUGAGUUCAGUCAGUGGAGGGCUAGUGGAGGACGCCAUUGAAACCGAGAACUGACAGACUUGAAAUUUGUAGCGAAAGGAUAACUAUGAAAUGGGGAAAAUUCAACAACUAUUUCUACGUUGAAUUAAAGUUGUAGUGCCAAUGAACACAACUUUCGUUGCCAGUUCGUGGGAGAUGACGGUCCUCAACGCUGUUCUAGAGUCCCCUGGUAUGCCCUGUCUCCUCCGGCAGCCCAGCACCUCACCAUGAAUGCUAGCGGGAAUGUCUCCACUGCGGGAAACGCCACAGCUGCGUGGGACGCUGGUGGGGGCCCGGUGGUGCUGGAGUCAGUGUUCAUUGUCACCAUCGCCCUCCUGGCCUGCCUGGGCAACUUCCUCAUCGUGGCCACUCUGUACCGCAGGCCCUACCUCCUCACACCCAGCAACAAGUUUGUGUUCAGCCUGACCCUGUCCAACCUGCUGCUGUCAGUGCUGGUGUUGCCCUUUGUGGCGGUGAGCUCAGCACGGAGGGAGUGGGUGUUUGGUGUGGUGUGGUGCAACUUUACCGCCCUGAUCUACCUGCUCAUCAGCUCGGCCAGUAUGCUCACCCUGGGGGCCAUCGCCAUUGACAGGUACUAUGCUGUACUGUACCCCAUGAUCUACCCCAUGAAGAUCACAGGCAACCGGGCGGUGGUGGCAAUCGCCUAUGUGUGGCUGCACUCCCUGGUGGGCUGCCUGCCACCCCUCUUCGGCUGGUCCUCCUUCGAGUUCGACCGCUUCAAGUGGACAUGCGUGGCGGCCUGGCACCGCACCCCUGCCUACACCGCCUUCUGGGUCACCUGGUGCAGCCUGCCGCCACUGCUCGCCAUGUUGGCCUGCUACGGCGUAAUCUUCCGCGUGGCACGCCUCAAGGCCCGCAAGGUGCAUUGUGGGACGACGGUGGUCGCGUCUUCAGAAGAAACGUCAUCGGGUGCUCAGAGGAACGACCAGCGUAAAAACUCAUCUACGUCCACCUCAUCCAAUGGAAGCCGGUGGAGUUUAGUGUAUGCUGGGAGCCAGUGCAAGGCUUUCGUCACCAUUAUGGUGGUGAUCGGGACCUUCCUGGUGACCUGGGGCCCCUACGUGGGGGUGGUGUGUACAGAGGCCCUGUGGGGUCAGGGCAGCGUGUCCCAGGGCCUGGAGACCCUGGUGGCUUGGCUGUCCUUCUGCAGCGCCGUCUGCCACCCGCUCAUCUACGGCCUGUGGAACAAGACUGUGCGCAAGGAACUGCUGGGCAUGUGCUUCGGGGAUCGCUACUACCGCGUGGAGUCAUUUGCCACACGCCACCGCACGUCACGCCUCUUCAGCAUCUCCAACCGCAUCACAGACCUGGGCAUGUCCCCUCACCUGACGGCCAUGUUGGUGGGAGGAGGGCAGCUCCUGGCCCCCGGCAGCAGCACUGGAGACACCGGCUUCAGUUUCACUCAGGACUCAUGUACAGACGUGAUGCUGCUUGACAACUUCUCCACAGAUGGCUCCUCCCACAUUGGAAGCGUGGCCGUAAAGAGGCGGAGCUCGGUCACCUUUGAAGACGAGCAACAGCAGAAUUCCAAAGCUGCAGAGAGCACCACCAUCCCUUCUACUGUCCAGGUCCAAGUAGAGAUACACAAAUCUCUGGACACCUUCGCCUCCUGCCUGGCCAGGGCCAUCGAAAGCGACGCUAAGCUCACCCUCUUUGGCGAGGACACACCACUAUCUGGGGUGUUGUUUGCGGCUGCGGCGAGGGGGGCACAGAGGCCCCGUUACCUUGACGGUCAGAGACUGAGGCUGGAGAGCAUCGAUGAAGGGAUCGUCAAAGACGACAGAGAAGACCAAGAGAGGGAGAAUGCAUAGAACAAAUAUCCCUUUUCUUCUUUUAGGUACCUAAGAGUUUAUGGUACAUUGGGCAUUGCAUACUAUAUAAUCUUUGAACUCAGUACGCACAGUGUAUAUAUUUAAAAUAGACAUUUAUAACAAUGCAAGGCUUCUGCCAGUUACAGUACAUGCCUCUGUAUCUAUUCUCAUGUGAAUAGAUACUUCACAUUUACAAGUGGGCCCAAUGACCAAUUUUCAUACGUUGAAAUCUUAAAUAGCAAUACAAACAAAGGACAUUUUUGGACCAAAUGCGUGCCAUAUAUUGAGUGCCUUGCUAGUUGUACUAUAUAUACACCUCUGUUAAAUAGGAAGCCUUAACUACUGUAUCUUGACGGUUCAAUGUUUAUUUUCAUUGGAAAGAUUUAGUU
Oncorhynchus gorbuscha (pink salmon) is the source of this 2536-nucleotide messenger RNA. RefSeq names its product G protein-coupled receptor 161a (gene gpr161b). The transcript is spliced from 6 exons. Gene Ontology annotation, biological process: G protein-coupled receptor signaling pathway. The record is from RefSeq and is a predicted model, not a curated record. NCBI's taxonomy places the organism in Eukaryota, Metazoa, Chordata, Actinopteri, Salmoniformes, Salmonidae. Bases 543 to 2147 code for a protein of 534 amino acids. Gene Ontology annotation, cellular component: recycling endosome; membrane. Gene Ontology annotation, molecular function: G protein-coupled receptor activity.